This is a messenger RNA of Trichechus manatus latirostris (Florida manatee), 6041 nucleotides long. RefSeq names its product ANTXR cell adhesion molecule 2 (gene ANTXR2). Gene Ontology annotation, molecular function: transmembrane signaling receptor activity. Lineage: Eukaryota; Metazoa; Chordata; Mammalia; Sirenia; Trichechidae. The record is from RefSeq and is a predicted model, not a curated record. Gene Ontology annotation, cellular component: cell surface; plasma membrane. The coding region runs from base 1017 to 2498 and encodes 493 amino acids. The transcript is spliced from 16 exons.
ACAAAAAAGUGUGUGCAGUGGGGUAGGGUGGAGUGAGGAGGCCAUCACCUUCCAUGGAAUCCGCUAGUCCUUGGCCUCCAAACCAUACAGAGGGCCGUCCUCCACAGCUUCGAAAUAGGCCAGGGCCUCAGGAUAUAAGGGUAUGUUUAGCUUCUUGAGGACAUUUGUUUUUCUAAACGCCUUCUCUUUCCAAAAUCUGGCAAGUGUUAGUAAUCUUCAACUCGGCACGAACCCACAAAUGUGCGUGUGUGGCUAGGCGGGUUCAGAUCAGGCCCCGCCCUCGACCUCAGGCACACUCUAGCACACGCAGACUUUAAGGCCAGAACGCGUUUCUGGACUUGGCGUUGAUCGUUCCCGAGUCUCUAGCCCCAAAGUCCCCUCGGCCUCCUCCUCCUAAAGGGGAGGGCCCAUAGGCGCCAAGCCAGAGCUGAGCGCAGAAGAAAGUUUUGAAGUGCGGAGGAGAGUUUGCGAAGAGCAGCUCCGCGGGCCGCUGGAGGAAGGGAACGAGAACGGAGAAGUCUCCACUCCAAGUUUGUGCCGCCUUCGCUGCGGCCGGGGGGCGCCUGCCCCGCGGCGCACUACAGCAGCUAGACUUCAGCCCUCUGAGUGGAAUGGGACUGCCUGUUCUGAUCCAAGACCGGAGCUAGAGGCUCGGCCUCAGGCCGGGAAGGAAACUUCUCUCUCGAGCUGUCGCGGUGGGCCCUCAUUGUCUGCAGGAACUCUCCGGAAUCGAGAGGGGGAGGACUGGAUCGCGCUUCCACAGGGAUUCAUCAAGAGUUCCGGCGGCAGCUGCGGCGGUUGCAGAGACUCUCUUUGUCCUCCUAGGACCUCCCUCCCUCCUCUUCUCCCUUCCUCUGUCAGUCCGUAGGUCCUGUUGUCCCACGCGCCAGCGCCCCGGGUGCUCAUAGCCGCCCACCCUAGGGUGCGUCCCUGGUGACUCCGCCACCUUCGCGUCCCCACCAAGCCAAGCCGAGGAGGCUGCGAGCUAGAGAGAAGCUCAAGUCCCUGGUUGCAGGAUGGUAACCGGGACUUCCCGGGCCCGCAGCCCCAGGAGCUGGUUGUUCCCCGGGCUGUGGCUGCUGGUGCUCAGCGGUCCUGGGGGGCUACUGCGCGCCCAGGAGCAACCCUCCUGCAGAGGAGCCUUUGAUCUCUACUUUGUCCUAGACAAGUCUGGGAGUGUGGCAAAUAACUGGAUUGAAAUUUACAGUUUUGUCCAGCAACUUACUGAGAGAUUUGUAAGCCCUGAAAUGAGAUUAUCUUUCAUUGUCUUUUCUUCUCAAGCAACCAUUAUUUUGCCAUUAACUGGAGACAGAAGCAAAAUUUACCGAGGCUUGGAAGAUUUAAAACGUGUUAGUCCAGUAGGAGAGACAUAUAUCCAUGAAGGACUAAAGCUAGCAAAUGAACAAAUUCAGAAAGCAGGAGGCUUAAAAACCUCUAGUAUCAUAAUUGCUCUGACAGAUGGUAAGUUGGAAGGUCUGGUGCCAUCAUAUGCAGAGAAAGAGGCAAAGACAUCCAGGUCACUUGGGGCUAGAGUUUAUUGUGUUGGUGUCCUUGAUUUUGAACAAGCUCAGCUCGAAAGAAUUGCUGAUUCCAAGGAACAAGUUUUCCCUGUCAAAGGUGGUUUUCAAGCUCUCAAAGGAAUAAUUAAUUCUAUAUUAGAUCAAUCAUGUACCGAAAUCCUGGAAUUGCGGCCAUCAAGUGUCUGUGUGGGGGAGGAAUUUCAAAUUGUUUUGAAUGGAAGAGGAUUCAUGUUGGGGAGUCGAAAUGGCAGUGUGGUCUGCACGUACACUGUAAAUGAAACAUACACAAAGAGUGUAACACCAGUAAGUGUGCAGCUUAACUCUAUGCUUUGUCCUGCACCUACUUUGAAUAAAGCUGGAGAAACUCUUGAUGUUUCGGUGAGCUUUAAUGGAGGAAAAUCCGUCUUCUCAAGCUCAUUAAUAGUCACAGCCACAGAAUGUUCAAAUGGGAUUGCAGCCAUCAUUGCUAUUUUGGUGUUACUGCUACUCUUGGGCAUCGGUUUGAUGUGGUGGUUUUGGCCCCUUUGCUGCAAAGUGGUUAUCAAGGAUCCCCCUCGACCACCACCCCCUCCACCAAAAGAGAAGGAAGAAGAACCACUGCCUACCAAGAAAUGGCCAACUGUAGAUGCUUCCUAUUAUGGUGGGCGAGGAGUUGGAGGAAUCAAAAGAAUGGAGGUUCGUUGGGGUGAUAAAGGAUCUACUGAGGAAGGUGCAAGGCUAGAAAAAGCCAAAAAUGCUGUGGUGACUAUUCCUGAAGAAACAGAGGAACCCAUCAGGCCUAGACCACCAAAGCCCAAACCCACAUACCAGCCUCCUCAGACAAAGUGGUACACGCCAAUUAAGGGGCGUCUUGAUGCACUCUGGGCUUUGUUGCGGCGACAGUACGACCGUGUCUCCUUGAUGCGACCUCAGGAAGGAGAUGAGGUUUGUAUGUGGGCAUGUGCUGGGAAAAAAAAUGAGUCUUGGUCAAUAUACUGAAAUGGUGAAAUAAUAAUAAACAAUAAAAAAGCUCUUAUUACACUUGAGGAAGGAACUACUUUUGUCUACUCAAAUUUCUAUUACAUAGGGUGCUUACUAAAUUAUUAUCUUUUGUUGGAAUGCAUCCUCAAGUUGUAGUUCAACACCAGUCCUUUUUCAAGUAAUACAUACCAGUUAUGGUCAUGUGUACUCAUACUUUAAUAAGCACACUCAUUGCUUCAACCUUUGACUUAGAAGACAUUACAUUCUGAGGUCUUACCCAGUCAGAAGGACAGACUAGAAAUUAGUAGCUGAAAGUCUUUCUCUAGUAUUUACUAGCAAUGAGGCCUAAGGAAAAUGCCUCAAAACCUCAGUUUCCUUAGGUAUAAGUAUGUAUUUCCCUGUCUCUAAUAGUUGCUGUAAUCUAAUUUUCUGACUAUAUGAAAGUUUUUUCGAAGUUACAAAGAAUUAGAGAAGUCUGUGAUGGUGAUAUGUGUAUAUGUAUAUAUAUGUAUGUAUUUUACCCCCACCAAGGAAACUUAUUUGAGGCUUGUCUGUUUUUAAUUUCCAUAAUGUAUUAGCACUAUUUCCUAUUGUACCAAUCUAAGAAAAAAAUGUUUUAAAUCUUUUCUUACGUAUCAAUGGCUAGUUUUGGUUGAGAGACACAAUACUGUUUGUAAUAUUAGGAUUAUUUCAUUGAGUCAACAUGAUCAUCAUUCUGUUCUAACAAGAGAGUAAAGUUCAUUAUUCAACUUAAGAGGUCUUUAUGUUCAUUCAAGUCUGAUAGGCUGUUUUUUAAAGGUUGAAAUAAUUGAUAAAAUUUAUCUUAUUGUAACAAGCUAAGUUAUUUAAUAUUAUAAAGUUCUAAUUUGGUGAUUAAAACACUAAAGGGUCUACAUCCUAAAAUUGUAUUUCUAUGAGAUGGAGGGAAUUUUAAUAACCUCUGAGUUCAACUUUUAGGAAAUCCAAUUUAAGAACAUCUUCCUGGAAUAUUCCCAACAGAUCAUCAUUUACCCUCUUUUAGGACCAAAAGUAGAGACAAUCAACUGGCUUAUGAAGCAGCCUCUCUCAUUACCAGACCACUGUGGUUAACAGAAAGUUCUUAUGUUUAAAUUUGUCUCUCUGUUUAAAUUCAUGCGUGAUCUGGAGUUCUGUUUCUGGAACACAUGUAACAAAUCUACUUCCUCUUCAGCAUGCUUGACCUUCACUUCACGUAUUUUAAAAUUGUUUUCCCGUAUCAUUUUAGGUUUAUUUUCCUCCUCAGGUUAGAUAUUAGUUCAUUUGUUCAAUCAUUUUCACCUUAUUAAGUACUGGAUGGUGCUAGCAUUGAAGAUGCAGUAGCUAGCAAAAGCAGACAUUGGUUUCUGCCUUCAUGACAAUACUUUAUAUAUAUUUUUUAACUAUCAUGAUUCAGCGUUAAUGUUUAGCUUAUCAUCAUUUCUACUAAUUUUGAUUCAAUUCAAUAAUUUUUUGAUGAUAAAUGCACACAAGUAAUGGCAUCAAGUACUACUGAGGGGUGGAUACAAACAGUAGCACUUGCUCUUAAGAAGCUUAAAAUGUGUUUGGGAAACAAGACAUAUACAUAAAUGAUAUUUAUUCUGGAAUGUGAUCUGGGCUGUAUUAGAAUUAAGUGUCACGUACUCCUAAGUGUAUAGAGGAAGAGAGGUUAACUCUCUCUCGAGGAAUUAGGGAAAGCCACUUCAAAAAGACAGGCAUUCUAUCUGUACCUUUGAAAAUGGAUAGGACUUCAGUAGCUGGCGUUAGAUGGAAUGAGCAUUUCCAUAGAAGAAGCAUCAUGAGAAGAGUCACAGAAGCAGCCGAUUGCUAGAUAAUCUUAGGGUGGAGGGGAGGGCAGAGAAGAAUUAAAAUCAGAAAGGUAGAUUGGGAAUAGAGGAUAUCUUUGUGUUUGGAUAAUUUGAUCUGUUGGUUUACUUUUAAUGAUGCGUUAUACUCGUUCAUUUAUUCAACAAAUAUUUACCUAAUGCCUAACAUGUUUUAGGCACUUUCUUAGACAACAAGAAAAUUUAACAUUGUUUUUAUAGUACUAGAAUAUUCCACAUGUUCUGUGAGCAGUUCAAUCAUUAUUUUUCCAUGAUUCAAGAAUAAUUUCUUCCACUAUUUUGGCCAAACUUUCUUUUGCUGUUUAGUAAGUUGGUUAUACUUUUGACUUAUAUCGUUGUAAAGCCUUUUGUUCUAACUCUUGAGGUCAAAUUGUUUGAAAAUUCAGAGUUUUUCAGAUAGUAGAAUGUGAUAUAGUCCAUAUGUCAUAUAUUAUGUAAAGCAGCAUCUUAUAGUCACAUCAUUCAGACAUUUUGCUACAGCAAUAUUAAUUAUUACAAGUGGAUAUAUAGAGACUAUAAAUAGUCUUAAGUUAAUUCAGGUUAGAUGUUGCUUCCAAAUGAAUUCUGGUUCCAAACUUAGGACAGAACUUUCAGUUUUCAAAGAUUUUGGAUUUUAGAUAUAUAGAUAAAAGACAGUAAACCUUUAUUGUGUGUGAUUAAAACCCCAAUUUUUCCACUUUACCCCUAUGCUAUUUAUGGUUUUGUUUUUUGUUUUUACUUAAAUGCAGGUCUUUACGUUAAGCUUAGUAAAUGCCAGCUAUUGGAUCAAGUAAUUGAUUUUUUCCCAUCAAAUAUAUAUCUAAUUCUAUGUGUGCCUGAUGCAAUCUGACUUAAUCUUUCAUCAUAAUACCUAUUCUUUUUAGUUUAGCUGCUUUCAACAUUUUGCCACCUGCAAAUUGUUGUCAACUUAUUUCAAGCCACUGUUAAAAACUCAGUAUGGCACUCCAUGAGAAGCUUUCCCCACAGGUCAACACUCCACAGUUAAGUGACACUGCUGUGAUAAAGCUAGGAACCCACCCAACAGCACAACCUCACUUUACCAUCUUACUCACAAGAAUAUUUAAUAAAUUUUUACUAAAUUCACUGCUAAAAUUAAGGUAUAAUAUAUAUUUAUGUAUUCUUCCAUCUGACCAGACCAACCAUGCAAUAUUUUUUGAUCAGGAAAAUCAGGUACCUAUGACAUGAUUUGCACUUUUGCACCUAUGUUUCUUCCUAGUGCUCCUUGCACUUUUAUAAAAUAUUUAAUAUUUUUUAGACUGGGGUUUGGUGUCAAGUCUAUAUUUAUCAGCAUAUAGCCUCUUCCCUUUAGACAACUUGAGAAAUCUUUGGCACUCUUUUUAUUUUCCAGCUUUCCAUUUUGCAUGUUUCCACGAAGAUUAUUAUGAAUAUUUGGGUUUCUGUCAGCCUACAUUACCAACUAGGUCUUGCUUAUUUGGUCAAACUAAUUCCAGUGUAAACUCUAUCUGCCAUACAUACAUAACUGUAACACGUAUUUCCCAAAGAUUAAGUAAUAGAAUUAUGCACCAAGAUUUAUUCCAAUAUAUUAAUAGAAUUAGCUUUCCAUGCUUUAUUAAGGCAACUGAAGGGUACUAACAGUUCUUUCUGUUACUAUUCUGGUUGCACUGCCUCUAGAAUGCUUUAUUCCUUUUUCCUUCCUCCCUUUCCUCUCUUCCGUAUAUAUAUAUAUAUAUAUAUAUGUAAAUUUCAUAUAUAUUUGCUUGAA